Clupea harengus (Atlantic herring) is the source of this 2434-nucleotide messenger RNA. RefSeq lists its product as uncharacterized. The record is from RefSeq and is a predicted model, not a curated record. NCBI's taxonomy places the organism in Eukaryota, Metazoa, Chordata, Actinopteri, Clupeiformes, Clupeidae.
CUUCCCUUUAGGAGGCUUAGCACGGGUAAGGACGGAUCUAGGUCAGACGCUGGAACGGAAGCCUUUUCAUUACAGCUACGAUCCGGCGUGCAUUUUGUUUGAGACAUAUUCGCAGCGAACGAGAAGUUAAUUCAACAGAAGCUAAGGGCUUGAACUGUUAUCAGAUUUACUUCUAGAAACACAAUGAAGAGAAAGACAUCACUCGAACCAUCCACUUCAGAGAAAAGUGUCAAGCUGGUGAGGUCAGACUCACCUGCAUCCAGCUAUGUGUCUCUAAAGACAUUGGAUCCACCAGCAAACUUCAAAGAAGAAUUUGGACUUCAUUUAAGAGUAAAGCGGGAGAGAUCAGAGUCACCUGCACCCAGCUGUGUGUCAAUAAGGUCAAUGGAUCUACAAGGAAAGUUCAAAGAAGAAUUCACGCCUGAUUCAAGUGAGUUCAUAGCCAGUCUGUUGACCGAGGACCUCUUCAGAUGUACAGUGUGUACUGAUGUGCUGAAGGACCCGGUCUCCAUCCCCUGUGGGCACAGUUACUGCAAACAGUGCAUCACCUCAUACUGGCCCAGCCUAACCAUGCAGGACACUAUGCCUGUCCCCAAUGCCCACAGUCAUACAGCUCCCAUCCUGCACUUUACACAAACUCAGCCUUAGCAGAAGUGGUCCUGAAGCUCCAGCAGUUCAGUCCUGUUCUACCUACUCACUGCUACGCUGGUCCUGGAGAUGUGGCCUGUGAUUUCUGCACUGGGAGGAAACUCCGAGCUGUGAAAUCCUGUCUGACCUGCACUGCCUCUUAUUGUGAGUCUCAUGUCAGGCAGCACUACACAGUUCCAGCCCUGCAGAGACACAGACUGGUGGAACCUGGAUACCAAGACAAAAAACUCCUGGAUCAGUGUGACAUUAAAACGGGAGACUUGAAACAGAAUGACCAAAGCCAUUGGCACAUGGUAGGAAAGGAUGGAAAGCAUCUGGACCAGAUUACAGCUGUUUUGCAAAACUGUGAGACGCUGAAUGCUACACACAGAAAUCUGCAGGAGAAGUUGCUGCAGAAGCUACUGGUGCUUCCACAAAGGCUGCAGGAGCUGCCAGAGUUGCAAGAGAUGCAGAAACUGCUUCAACAACAGCAGCAGAAGCUGCAGGAGCUUCGGCAGGAGCAGCUACGGCGGCAGGAGCAGCAUCUGCAGGAGCAGCAUCUGCAGGAGCAGCAGCGGCAGGAACAGCAGCGGCAGGAUCAGCAGCGGCAAGAGCAGCAACUGCAGGAGCAGGAGCAGCAGCGGCAGGAGCAAGAGCAGCAGCGUCAGGAACAGCAGCGGCAGCUGCAGGAGCAGCAGCAGCAGCGGCAGGAUCAGCAGCGGCAGCUGCAAGAGCAGCAAGUUGCGGAGCAGCAGCGGCUGCAGGAACAGCUACGGCGGCAGGAGCAGCAGCAGCGGCAGGAGCAGCAACGCCGGCUGGAGCAGCAUCUGCAGGAGCAGCAGUGGUGGCUGGAGCAGCAGCGGCUGGAGCAGCAUCUGCAGCAGCAGCAGCGGCAGGGGCAAGAGCAGGUGCAGGUGCAGGUGCAGCAGCAGCAGCAGCUGCAAGAGCAGCUACGGCGUCAGGAGCAGCGGCGGCUGGAGCAGCAUCUGCAGGAGCAGCAGUGGUGGCUGGAGCCGCGCCGGCUGGAGCAGCUGCGUUUGGAGCAGCUGCAUCGUCAGCGGCAGCAGCAGUUUCUGGAGCAGGUUCUGCAGCGGCAGGAGCAGCAGGAGCGUUCGGAGCUGCUGCAGGACUAGCUGCAGCAGGAUGACCAAAACCACAAGCAGAUGUUGGAAAAACAGGACAGAGGUGUGCAUGGCAACAGCCAGGAUGCUGCUAUUGUGCAGAAGAGUCCACAUCAGGGGAUAACAGGGGAUAAUUGGGUGAUAUUUCAUUUCCACACCCACACCUUUAUGCGAAAUAAUACCACAUCAUGAUGCAAAUUAUACGCAUGAUACUUGUUUUGGCUCUGCCAGCGAUUUGUUUAAUUGUUUUAGUCAUGUAAGGACUUUUAUUUUGAAUUGAGAAACAUACAGGAAACUCGUUUGUCAGGAAUUUGGUCAGUUAGAAAGACAGCAUGGGAAGCUCACAUGUGCUUCUCGACCACUCCUUUUUGUUAGCGCUUUGAAGGCAUUCCCUCUAAGUGAAAAAUGUUAGUAAUUGUUCAUGUUUAGUUAGUGCAUUUUGACCUGUGAAAUGUUAAUAAUGAAGUUAUAUUAGUCAAUGAAUUUUCUGUUAAAUACAUACAUUUCGGUUCACCUAGCUAAAGCAGUUCAUCCUUGCUACUUACAGUUACCUGGUAGGCUAAAUGCCUCAUGCUUGUAUCCAUCCUCUGCAUUUGUACAAUUCACAUUACCUUGUACUUAUUGGUGUAUGUAUCUGUAUUUGUUUCACACCAUUCACAUGAUAAAGCUCAAUUUCACCCUCGGCA